CUCGACCUGGGACUGUGUGACCGUGCUCGACUCGCCCGUGCUGGACUGAGCGAGCGGCGCCGCCAUAAGCAUCUUCUCCGGCAGCGGUUUCUUCUCCGCGGUGGUGGAGCGCAUUUCUCGGCAGCGGCAGAGCUAUUGCGAGAAUCGGGCUCCAUUGGAUCCGGGGGUUGUUUCUUCUCCGCGGCCCGGUGGUGGAGCGCCUAUCUCUGCAUCGGCUAUUGCGAAAUCUCGAUUGGAUAGGAGACGGAGCGAGGGCUGGAUGAGAUGGAGCGAGGAGACAGUGCUUCAAAUCGGUAUAUGCCACCCUCUUUUCUUGGCGAUUUAGAAUCGAACUCGAUUUGGUAGUGACUGCCGCCGCUGCCUGCCAUUGACAAAACAGGGGAGGUUCAAGUUCUGCCACCACAUUCGCAAUUAUAGUGGAAUUUUUUCCCUGUAAAGCCAAGCUCAGUGAUGGCAGUGUCCAAGACAUUGAUAGAGAUACCACCGUGAGGUUGGAUGUCGAAUUUGCAGAUGUUGAUCCCCAGGAAUUGCAGAGCAUGAAGGAGAAGGCCGUGGGCAAUUUGGUGGAGAGAAUUGGGGAGAGUAUUGUUUGGGGUCCAGAACAAGAGGUAUGUCUGCAACGUUUCGAUAACUAUAAUGGUGAAUAUGUGAGAAUUGAAGAUGGAGAAUCCAUGGUUGCUGAAAUUGAUCAGCAAGAAGGGUGGGCAAGCAAACAAGUAACAUUUUAUGCAGAGCUAAUUGAUCUGCAAACUCAUUCCAGAGUUGGUUAUGUGCAAUCAAAGAGGGCUGCACAGAUGGAAGAUGAUGAGUGGGUUUCACAAAAGAAGAUGUUGGCAUUGUUGACUGAACCGACUGUAGUAGCUGAAGAUACAGGGAUUGAUGCAGAUGGAGAGGAGGGAACCCAUGGUGCUAGGAAGAUUGUUGUUGACUGGAAUGUAGUAGAGUUGAAUGAAAAAACAGAUUUGGUCAUUACACCAAUAUCCGACAUUGAUAUGGCCGAAAUGUUUUGCAUUCAAGUUGAUGACAAAGAUAAGGAGAAGGAUGACAGUUCUUUGCCCGCUGAAGGUAACACAGGCCCUAGAAAUGCAAAUGAGGAUGAAGAACAGCUGAUGAGAGAGGCUGCAGAUGAUGUGGAUGAUGCAGAUGAUAAUGAGCUGGUUUGUUUGUAUGACAAAGAGAACCCAGUUAUUGAGGUGGGAAAGUUGUGGCCAAGCAUGAAGGAGUUUAGGAUGUCUUUCAGGACCUAUGCAGUGAAAAAAGAGUUUGAUGCCAAGACUAUGUGGACUGAUCGAAAGAAAUUUUAUGCUCGGUGCAAAGGUUAUGAUGGUGGUGGCAAUCCUUGCAAAUGGUACUUGUCUGCCAAACUACAACCUGAUGGAAGUACAGUAAGGGUAAAUCAAAUACCACACCAGCAUACAUGUAUGACCACUUCACAGAGAGUUUCAAAGAUGACAUCACAGCUUUGGGUUACAGAGAAGAUUACUCCUAUUUUAGCCAAGACUCCAAACACUACUGCAAAGAGGCUUAAAGUUGACUUGGAGAAGCUGUACCCCAUCCAGCUGCAAUAUACCAGUGUGGAAAGCAAAACAAAGGGCCAUGAAAUCAUUGUAUGGUGACUGGGCAAAUACAUUUAGGAUGUUGUAUAGUUUUAAAGCAGAGGUGGAGAAGAGGUCACCUGGGAGUGUGGUGGAGAUAGAUACAGAGGUAACAGAGGAUGGCAAGGUUUUAUUCAGCAAGUUUUUUAUGUGUUUGAAGCCUUGCAUAGAUGGAUUCAAAGCAGGUUGUCGUCCAUAUUUGAGCAUAGACUCAUCUUUUUUGACUGGAAAGUGGAAUGGUCAGUUGGCUGCAUGCAAUGCUCUAGAUGGACAUAACUAGAUGUUCCCAAUUGCAAUAGGAAUGUUUCAAUCAGAGACAGAGGCAUCAUGGAUAUGGUUCAUGAUGCAACUGAAAAGAUGCAUAGGGCCAAUUUCUCCUUUGGCCAUCCACACAGAUGCAUGUAAAGGGUUGGAAAAUGCAGUAAAAAUGUUUUCCCCCAUGCUGAGCAGAGGGAGUGCUUUGGACAUAUGUGGAUGAAUCUGAUAAAAAAAUUCAGAGGAGAUGAAUUUGGGCGCAUGUGGCCAGCAGCAAGAUCCUACACCAGACAGACACAUUCCUAUCACCUUGGUAAGAUAUUGGCAUCAUGUAGUGAUAAUGAAUUUGCUUCAUGGUUGAACACCCACCAUUCUCUGUUGUGGUAUAGAUCAGGUUUUAAUACUGCCAUAAAAUGUGAUCAUAUCAAUAACAACUUGGCAGAAAGUUUUAACAACAAAGUGAAGGAUUUGAAAGACUUGCCUGUGCAUGACAUGGUGGACCAAAUAAGGAUCAUGAUGAUGCGUUUGUGGGAGUUGAGAGGAAAAAUUGCUAAUAUUUUGGAAGGGGAGAAGCUUCCAACAGUGGUACAACAGGUGGUCAACAGGAGUAGAAAUCUUUCACAUCUAUCUGUUGAGAAAUCUUCCUUGUGGGGUGCUGAAGUUAGAGAUACAAAGAGUAGCAAGAGGCAUGUGGUAAAUACUGAGUUGCAUGAGUGCACUUGCCAAGAGUGGCAACACACUGGAAAACCAUGUGAGCAUGCCAUACUUUUUUUGGCAUCUAAACCCAGGUUAAAUAUGCACCCAUAUUUGCAUGAGUAUUAUUCAGUACAAAAAUUCAAAGCUGCAUAUGCAAGUCCAAUUCCUGCACUGACUCACCAAUCUCAGUGGCCUGAGGUGGAAAUAGAAUUUACCUUGUGUCCCCCUGUCACUAGAAGAAAGGCUGGGAGGCCUAAACAGAGCAGAUUCAAAGCUUGGUUUGAGAAAGGUGGUUGUAGUAAGAAGGGGAAAAAGGAAAAGGAAAAGAAUGAUAAGCCCAAAAGGGCUCAAAAAGGUAACAAAAAUAGGUGCAAGUUGUGUGAGGUAGUUGGGCACAGAAUUGGUUCAUCCAAGUGCAUCUACACUCCUCAGAGGCCAAAGUAUGUUCAUGUUACUGUUUUUGCAAGUUUUUGAUUUUGCUACUUGUUCUAGUAUCUAACCAAGUCAAAUGCUUUAUUUUUUAGGAGGAAGCGUGCAGAAAAAGCCCCACCUCUUGUUGUUGAACAAUGCUGGCCAGUGAAAAAAGCAAGACUCAAUGGCUAUAGAAGGAAGAGCACUAAGCAGAUAAUGUUUGGUGACAAAGAUAUGGAGCUAACUGAAACUGUUACUGCUGAACA
Triticum urartu is the source of this 3223-nucleotide messenger RNA. The record is from RefSeq and is a predicted model, not a curated record. Lineage: Eukaryota; Viridiplantae; Streptophyta; Magnoliopsida; Poales; Poaceae.